AUGCCGAAACCCCUCCUAGCGCUCGGCUGUGAAGGUAGCGCCAACAAGCUGGGCCUCGGGGUAGUCUCACACGACCCAACGACGAACAAAACCACGAUCCUCUCCAACGUGCGGCACACCUUCAACUCGCCGCCAGGCACCGGCUUCCUCCCAAAAGACACAGCCAAACACCACCGCACCUUCUUCACCCGCAUCGCGCACGAGGCUCUCUCCACCGCCGGCAUCUCCCCCUCCGACCUCUCCUGCAUCUGCUACACGAGGGGGCCCGGCAUGGGCGCGCCCCUAAGCUCCGUGGCCAUCGCCGCGCGUACUCUCUCCCUGCUCUGGGACAAGCCCCUCGUGGGUGUGAACCACUGCGUAGGCCACAUCGAAAUGGGGCGCGUCAUCACGGGCGCCGAUAACCCGGUCGUGCUGUACGUGUCGGGCGGCAAUACGCAAGUCAUCGCCUACGCGGAGCAGCGGUACCGCAUCUUUGGCGAGACGUUAGAUAUUGCGGUCGGGAACUGUAUCGAUCGGUUCGCGCGCACGCUCGGAAUUCCCAACGACCCGUUCCCUGGGUACAACGUCGAGCAGUUGGCUAAGAAGGGUGGGAGUGUGUUGUUGGAUCUACCGUACGCGGUUAAGGGCAUGGAUUGCAGUUUCAGCGGGAUUCUGGCCGCUGCCGAUCUACUGGCGGCGCAGAUGCGGGAGCAAGAUAGGAUCUUAUCGGCCGAGGGAGGGAAGCUGAAGGAGGGCGAGGUGCGCAUCACGCCCGAGGAUCUGUGUUUUACACUGCAGGAGACGGUGUACGCCAUGCUGGUCGAGAUCACAGAGCGCGCCAUGGCACAUGUUGGCAGCAAGCAGGUGUUGGUCGUCGGCGGCGUGGGAUGCAAUGAGCGGCUGCAGGAGAUGAUGGGGUCCAUGGCCAAGGAUAGGGGUGGGAGCGUGUAUUCUACCGAUGAGAGGUUUUGCAUCGACAACGGCAUCAUGAUCGCCUUGGCGGGGCUGUUGGCGUACGAGACGGGGUUUAGGACGCCGUUGGAGGAUAGCACAUGUACGCAGCGGUUCAGGACGGAUGAGGUUCAUAUCAAAUGGAGAGAUGAUUAG
Molecule: messenger RNA, 1086 nt
Organism: Pseudomassariella vexata
Lineage: Eukaryota; Fungi; Ascomycota; Sordariomycetes; Amphisphaeriales; Pseudomassariaceae
Product: putative tRNA threonylcarbamoyladenosine biosynthesis protein KAE1
Exons: 1
Coding region: 1-1086 (361 amino acids)
Biological process (GO): tRNA threonylcarbamoyladenosine modification
Cellular component (GO): cytoplasm; EKC/KEOPS complex
Source: RefSeq, a predicted model, not a curated record